Molecule: messenger RNA, 810 nt
Organism: Angiostrongylus costaricensis
Lineage: Eukaryota; Metazoa; Nematoda; Chromadorea; Rhabditida; Metastrongylidae
Source: the annotation of a GenBank genome assembly
AUGAUGAAGUGGUUCGAGUACGAAUCAGGACAAGCAUGGUGCGAAAGCGCCUACAAGUACCAGACACUAGCGAUGGUCGCCGAAUUCGCGAACACGAUGACGAACCUGCCGAUCGUCGUACUACCGAUGCUGAACGCUAUGAUGCUGCGCAACUACAUCCGAGAGGUGAAUCCCGGUCUUUUUAUGCCGCAGUUACUGCUGACCUUCAAUGGCCUUGCCUCCACCUACUAUCACGCCACGCUGAAUUUGUUCGGCCAGUUGGUCGACGAACUCUCAUUGGUGUGGAUCAUUAAUAUGUUUCUCGUUGUCCACAUACCAGUGAUGAAAUGGUUUCCGAAGAAAUUCAGCAAACGACUGACGAUGUUUCGACGAACCGUUGUUAUGUUGACGGCAUUGUUUUCUGGUCUCUGCUUUCUUGAACCAGCCCUGAACGCCGUCGCCUUGAUGCUGUUCUCCAUACCAGCCGCCAUCGUCAUUCAUUAUGAAGGCACUCACUCUGGAAUCCCCGAAAUCGAGAAUUUCCCACGCCGAAUACUCGGUCUAUGGUUCACUUCGUUCAUAUUUUGGUUUGCUGACCGUCUACUGUGUGACUUAUGGCUUUGGCUUGGUGCUCCUUAUUUUCAUGCACUUUUCCAUCUUGUGGCCGGAGUUGCGGGAUAUACAAUAUUUGUAAUGUUUUCCAUGAUCGAUAUCGAAGCAAGGAGUCCAUUUCACAGGUACACGGCAGCUGUACGAUAUUUUCCGGAUAAAAGUGGAUCGAUAUUAUCCUUUCCUUACAUUUCACUUCGUGAAAGGAGCGUCCAACAAUAG